AUGUCCGAAGACAUGCAGCAGGACGCUGUGGACUGUGCCACUCAGGCCAUGGAGAAGUACAACAUAGAGAAGGACAUUGCAGCGUACAUCAAAAAGGAAUUUGACAAAAAGGUUGCGGAGGGGUCACUGGCCGAAGCAGUCAUACAGGUCCGGGACAUUGACACCACCGCGUCCCCCCGUGUUCAAACGCACUCUGCAUGA
This is a messenger RNA of Knipowitschia caucasica, 201 nucleotides long. NCBI's taxonomy places the organism in Eukaryota, Metazoa, Chordata, Actinopteri, Gobiiformes, Gobiidae. The record is from the annotation of a GenBank genome assembly.